Messenger RNA from Ectocarpus sp. CCAP 1310/34, 280 nucleotides. Lineage: Eukaryota; Phaeophyceae; Ectocarpales; Ectocarpaceae. The record is from the annotation of a GenBank genome assembly.
CGCGACAACGAGCUUCCGGGCCGGAAAGAACGGAAGGCAGGUCCAGGUAGAGGAGUUUAUGCGCCAACGGGCGGCCGUCCGGAGUGGCGUCGGCAGAGGUGGGACCCACUGCAAGAACUUUGUAGGGCCAGGUCCAGGAGAGUGCGAAUUUGGCCUUGAGCACCUGUUGGUCCGUGUCCUUCUGCACACCCUGUCGAAUUGUAGCAGCCGUGUUGUACACCCAAGCCCACCCGCCAACGGUAAACUGAGGGAGCUUGUGAAUGGCGUCCAGCAGGGAUGA